Messenger RNA from Oncorhynchus masou masou (cherry salmon), 4254 nucleotides. Its product is annotated as beta-1,4-mannosyl-glycoprotein 4-beta-N-acetylglucosaminyltransferase-like. Gene Ontology annotation, molecular function: beta-1,4-mannosylglycoprotein 4-beta-N-acetylglucosaminyltransferase activity. Gene Ontology annotation, cellular component: membrane. NCBI's taxonomy places the organism in Eukaryota, Metazoa, Chordata, Actinopteri, Salmoniformes, Salmonidae. Gene Ontology annotation, biological process: protein N-linked glycosylation; N-acetylglucosamine metabolic process. The coding region runs from base 377 to 2014 and encodes 545 amino acids. The record is from RefSeq and is a predicted model, not a curated record. The transcript has 3 exons.
ACCUGUGUGUUUUUGUGUGAGUGUGUGUGGGUGGGUGUGUAGGUGUGUGUGCCCUUGUUUGUGUGAGUACUGUGCAUGUGCGUGCACUUACUUGUGACGGACAUGAAGACCCGAGGCAAAGUACAGGAAAGAUGUGCAACUGUUCCACCAAGGGCUCCACCCUGCUUUUCUAUUUCACGCUUUCUUUCUUUAUCUCUCUGCGCUGUUGUAAAUCCAGUUUGAUGGACUGAAUGAAUGAUGCCACCUACCACAUGUUGCUGCAUGGAAGCUCUACCGACUAGUUCAAAUAGAGUAACUAAGGAAGUUUUGGAGACCUACAGUACAAUGUAAAAGAAAUCUGAAAUAACAGUUGGGCUCCACUUGCCAACAAACCAGCAUGGCUAGACUUUUCAUGCAUGGGAGGAUGAAGAUGCAAAGGCACACGUUUUUUUUCUUCUGCGCUUUGGCUCUGUGUGUCUUCUCCCAGCUUCACAACUACAAGGCCCUCCACCACAUGCCUGUACUGAGUGAGCUGUAUGCCUCCUCUGUCAAUGCCCUGAGUUUCCUCUGGAGUGGGAAGGGGAACCCUUCAAACAAUGCUCACCCAGAGCCUCUGCCUGGGCCUGUACCCUCCGACACUGGCCUGUGGGAACCAGAGGCAUACCGGGAGGACCAGGGAAACGCAGAGGUGGGGAGAAAGAUUGAACGUGGCAGUGAGGACCCGUGGCGGAAGGAGCAGCCUGACUCAGGGAAUGUAAACAGAAUGACGGUCACUCUCCCAGACACCAAAGGACCAUUGGAGGAACUUCACAAACGGAGCUUCCAUCUUAGCGAUGACCCCACCCAGUUCUUUGUGCGCACCAAGUCUGGAGCAUACUGCUUCAUAGAGGGGACAGAAAUUACUUAUCUCAAAGACCAUUUAGGACAAAAGGUCCAAGAACCCGGAGAGGGCCAGCGUAAAAUCCUGCAUGCACACCAAGAGGAACCCAAGUCAGCCCAGGAGAGAACCGCCUGGGGGAAAAGGCUGGUGAAGUGUAUGUGUCGCCCAGGCUGGCACGGCCCUCACUGUGGCAUCCCCACCAUGGUGCAACACUCCAACCUGCCUACUAAGGCUCGUCUGACACUGAGAAAGGUUCCUCGAAGGGUCAUCAAUGCCAUUAAUAUCAACCAUGAGUUUGACCUCCUCCACGCCCGCUUUCACGAGUUGGCCGAUGCCGUGGACCUCUUCCUGGUGUGUGAGUCAAACUUCACAGCCUACGGAAAUUCCAAGCCACUGCACUUCCUGUGCCUUCUGCUUAACGGAACCUACAACUACAUGCGCCACAAGAUCCUCUAUGUAUUCCUCGAUCACUUCCCUAAAGGUGGCCAGCAGAACGGGUGGAUUGCUGACGACUACCUGCGAACAUUUCUAAGCCGUGACGGGAUGUCCAGGGUGCAAGGCGCCAGGCCAGAUGAUGUCUUCCUCAUCAACGAUGCAGACGAGAUCCCUGCCCGCGAGGGCAUCCUCUUCCUCAAACUUUACGACGGCUGGACGGAACCUGUGUCCAUCCACAUGAGAAAGUCCCUUUAUGGUUUCUUCUGGAGGCAGCCUGGGACACUGGAAGUCCUCUCCGUCUGCACCGUCGCCAUGCUCUUCACUGUCUACAAUGGAGACGGGAUAUUACUCAGGCGCAGGGAAUACUUCUCCAUCCCGGGAUUCCGGAACUAUCAGAGGGAGAGUGGACACAUCCUGGUGCAGUGGUCCAUUGGGAGCCCCGUCCACUACGCAGGCUGGCACUGUUCCUGGUGCUUCAGACCAGAGGGAAUCUCCCAAAAGCUCAUCUCUGCCCAGAAUGGAGACUUCCCCCGCUGGGGCGACUACGUGGAAAAACGAGACUUGAAUUACAUCAAGGGCUUGAUCCGGACUGGGGGAUGGUUCGAUGGCUCGGUGGGGAAGUACCCACCCACAGACCCUAAAGAGCCUAUGUACGCACCCAAAUAUCUAUUAAAGUACUUUCAGCUGUAUCGUUACAUACUUGAUAACCCAUAUGCCUGAAUCUUGUAGAAAACUGGUGAGGAUUUAUAUUCUCAUUGUUGAUUUCAAUGGAAGGAUUUUUAAUUUCAAGGGAUGUUUCCUGAACACAACAUCUUUCUGUAUUUGGAUCUAUGAAACCCCCACCUUCCCAUCUAAUUGAAGGUUCAGGCUGUCCACUUCCUGUCUAAAGAUGAAGUAACUACCAGGUGAGAGGAGGGAUGAUUAAGGACAUCUGAGGGUAAUUUAACUGCUGUUGAUCUUGUGGGGGUUUUACACGGAUUUUAUUAGACUCAUUCUAUUCAACUCUGUCCCUUUUCGAUCACAAUAUUAGUAGUUAAACAUUCUUCAAAGACAAAGGCCUCUUCUGCUCCAGAUCAUUCAAAGACUGGAUUCCAGUUGGGACAUGAUGACUGUUGACAUUUGUACAGUUCCUAACUGUAGACGUGAUGGCAGACAGGUAUAUAUGUAUAGAAAGUCUAUCUGAUGAUGGCCAAUGGCCAGUGAUACUGUAGUUUUCCCUCAGUCAGAUCAACAAUGUGCUUCUAGUGCCACCAGUUUUGAGUUUCCAGAGACCUUUGUGAAGAAAGAGACCUGAGAAACGAUCCGUGCACAUUUCUGUGGUGGUGGUAAAACUGUUACUGUGUUGAAAUGGUUGUUCGAACAACAUAGGGAAAUAUAGCGGGAAAGGGAAAGUCGGUUUUAUAUUGUUAAAUACGAACUCCGGUAUCCCUCACUAAUGCACUAUGGGUUUAUCUUAGUCGUCGCUUGCUUGACUACAUAACUAUCUCAUAGCCUUCUUGUGAACAGAUCAUUUAUGGUGUACAGAUGAAUGAAAUUGAGGCCAAAAAGCAUAUGGAAUUAGAACCAUGUGAUCCUGCCAAACAGUUGUCACAAUGCUUUUAGGCAUUUUUGUCAUCUGUAUGCAUUGUUCAUCGAGAGACAUUUCUUGAGAAACAAAAUCAUUCUUCUGCUAUGGUCUAGUGAUUCACAUCACGUCUGGUAUUUCUCUGUUCUAGACAGUCAGCAUUUACAUUUAUAAGCAAACAUAAUGGUUUCCUUGGUUUUUGUCCUUAAAAAUGCAUUGCAAUUCUUCUCAAUUUAAAACCAUUCACCAUGAGAAUACUAUUCCUACAGCUCAUAGGGACAUGUCCACUGUGACACCAAUGAAUGUAAGAGUUUAUCGCAAAGUCAUUGCUUAGUUAAGAAACAACAGACUGUGCCAUCAAUCCGAUCAACCUUUGAUAGACUGCAAGUCAUUGGUUUCAGUCUGAAUAACAAUAUAGUACACAGAGGCCUAUUCAGUGGAAAUUGGUGAUCAACAAAACAAACACAAAUGAGUGAUGUAAUGAAUGUCUUAGUUCAUUCUUGUUUUGCACUGUGGACAUUGUUUUGUUGAAUAGCUACAGUACAUGAAUCCAAACCUAUUGGCAGUACAAGCAAUAAGUGCACAAAGUCAUUUAUAUGUGCACAGAAAUAAGUAAUUUAUUACAUAAUUAUUAGUAUAUUUUUAUUACAUUUUUGGUCAUUUAUUAAAUGUAUUUCUUUUUUAAUCAUGCCUCUAUUUACCGUGCUUGGCUUGGGCAGGAGCUCAGCUGAGCUGAGUACUGGCACCUCAAAUGUUCUACUGCUUGAGCUCCUAUUCCAUUGAUAGAAUAUUAGCUUAAAAAAGUAUUGUGAAGCUCCUGCACCUGAAUACAAACAGUGCCAGCACCCAAAAUGAGUACUGGAACCUAUUUCAGUUAAAGUCAAGUACUAUCUAUUUAUCCCCAGAUAAAUAUACAAUAUUAAGAAGUUUAAGACUGCUGUUUACUGUUGUUAAAUCAUGUCAUGUCAAUGUGGACACCUUUGUUCAAAAUUAGCUUUAGCACUUGUCUUGGGAGAAUGACUUUGGGAAUAAGGAGAUAAUAAUAAUUGAUUGUCAAUACACCAAUGUUUCUCUUGGGAAUCUGAUACUUGUGAAUUGAUGCUCUGACUUGCAGUUUGCACACAUUCCCAGCCACCGUGUCUACAUUUAAAGACCAGAAUCUUAAAGAAUGGCAUCUGAACUGUUGUUUAAUGAGGCACCAUGUUCACAUUAACAAAAAAAAGCCUUGGAUGUUGUUGACUUUAAGUUUUUAGGGGGAUUUAGACAUCUGCAUAGUAUUUUGUCAUUUAUAAUUUCUGGAUGGUGUCCAAAAUUUUGUGCAACUAUGAGUUAUAGCUCCUGUGUUCUAACUUCAUUAACAGAUUGUUCUUGAUUUAUUUAAACAAAGGUAACUUCA